AUGGCUGAAUCUCUGGUAUUCCCAUACGGCUCGCCUGAACCACUCAAGGGACUACGCCUCGCUGCGCACCCUAGACCCAUCCAUGGACCUGAACAAGUGCUUGUCCAGUUCCUCGCGGUCCCCAUCAAUCCACUAGACCUUCUGGUCAUUCAUGGAAAAUACCCAAUCAAGCCACAGAGUAGCAUCCCCAACGAGGAUGGUGAGUCACUGGCAAUUCCGGGCUCUGAUGGUGCCGCUCGUGUCGUCGAAGUGGGCACCGGAAUCCAGAACUUGGCCGUCGGCGAUCUUGUGAUUCUACGUACCCAUUGCAAAGGUACUUGGCGAACCCACGCGGUGCUUGAAGAGGACGACCUCAUCCGCCUCCCAUCCACUGUUCCCCCACACCUGGCCUCCAUUCUACGCAUGGGGAUUGCUCCGGCUUACUUCCAGUUGCGAGAGUACUGCAACCUCGAGCCCGGCGACUGGAUCAUCCAGAACGCCGCUAACGGAACUAUCAGUCACUUCAUCAGUCAACUUGCCCCACUCUACGGCAUCGGAGUUAUCAGCGUGAUCCGCAGUCGAGCUAGUGCUGAUGAGUUGGAACGUACCAAGCGUUCGUUGCGCUCGCACGGUGCCAGUCUCGUGUUGACGGAAGAUGAGCUCCACUCGACCAACGCCUUUGACGGGAAGAGGGUCGUGAUGGCGAUCGAUUCCAUCUCUGAUGAUGAUCUCGCCCGCCAUAUGGCGACCCACCUUACGCCCGGUGGAACUCUGUUGACUGCUGGGUUUCUCGGCCCAAGAGUUUCGUCCGAUGGGAACCUGCGACAGUUCCUGUGGCAGCGGAAUAUCACGCUGAAAUCCUUUCGGUUGAGUGACUGCCUGGGGCGAAAGGACGGGCCGAAGCAGGAGGCGCUCUUUGAUUGGUUCGCCAAACUGUUGACGCAAGGAAUUUUGAAGGCACCAGCGCUUGAAUACGUAGAGUGGAAACGAGGGGCCCCACAGAUUGAACAGACGCUUCGUGAGGCAAUUCACCGAUCUCACGAAGGGGCGAUUGGAUCUCGCAAGCAGAUAUUUGUGUUUCAGGAGUAG
This is a messenger RNA of Penicillium angulare, 1068 nucleotides long. RefSeq names its product MDR family NADPH-dependent oxidoreductase. The transcript has a single exon. The coding region runs from base 1 to 1068 and encodes 355 amino acids. Gene Ontology annotation, biological process: fatty acid metabolic process. The record is from RefSeq and is a predicted model, not a curated record. Gene Ontology annotation, cellular component: mitochondrion. NCBI's taxonomy places the organism in Eukaryota, Fungi, Ascomycota, Eurotiomycetes, Eurotiales, Aspergillaceae. Gene Ontology annotation, molecular function: trans-2-enoyl-CoA reductase (NADPH) activity.